Mugil cephalus (flathead mullet) is the source of this 4688-nucleotide messenger RNA. RefSeq names its product calmodulin binding transcription activator 2 (gene camta2). The annotation marks the transcript as partial. Lineage: Eukaryota; Metazoa; Chordata; Actinopteri; Mugiliformes; Mugilidae. Gene Ontology annotation, biological process: regulation of transcription by RNA polymerase II. Gene Ontology annotation, molecular function: double-stranded DNA binding; transcription coregulator activity; protein binding. Gene Ontology annotation, cellular component: nucleus. The transcript is spliced from 18 exons. The record is from RefSeq and is a predicted model, not a curated record.
ACCUCUCUGACCUCCUGUGUGUCUGCAGUGUCGUCAGGAGUGAACAUUCCCCACCGCUGUAACAGCACCAAGCAUCGCAUCAUCUCCCCCAAGCUGCCCCCCUCCUCCUGCAGGCCCUCCCCCUCCCCACUCCCUCCAGACCUGGGGGAGACCAGGAGGGGAGGAGGGGGAGGAGAAGCCAAACUGCCUCACCUCCAGACUCAGAGCCCUGUGGCGUCUCCCUGCCCCUCCUCCAUCUCUGCCUCGCCCCCCCCACAACCUCACAGAGCCACCAUCACCAUGGGUAACCAUGGCAACGGUUUCUACGGCGACCGCAGCCUGACGACCGUCGCCCUGCCCCAGAACGCAGUCAUCGUCAUGGCAACGGCUGCCUCCAUCACAGGAGCAGCAGGCGGGGGAGGAGCAGGGGGAGGAGGCGGCGACGUGGCCAGGGCGGGUGAGGAGGCCGGACCCAGGAGUCUGUCUCUCACCCGCUCGGCCCAGUUACUCCUGUCUCCCUCCCUCCAACCUCCCUCCACCACCAAGCCUGCCUCCCCCUCCCCUCCCUGCUCCUCCUCCUCACCUACUCCCCCGUCCCUCCCCCCUCCGCCGGUCAAGGCCACCCUCUCCCUCACCCUCCUGCCCUCCCCCGUCAUCGGAGGGCUCCUCCUCACCCCGUCCUCCUCCAACACCUCCGCCUCGCCUCCAUCUCACCCCUCCUCCCCCUCUCCCCCGUCCCUCCCCCCAGCUUUUGACCCCGACUCCUUCCUCAACUCCCCCAAACAGGGACAGACGUACGGCGGCCCCCCUCCCUCCUCCUCCUCAUCCCCGUCCCCCUGCACCUCCUCCCCCUUCUCUCCCCCUCCCCUCGCUCUCUCCCUCUCUCCCACCUCCACUCCCCCCUCUUCUGUCUCCCCCCCCUCCUCCCUCUCCUCCCUCUCGUCCUCCUCCUCUGAGGCGGACAGGAGAGACUCCUCUUCUCUCCCCGUUUCCUCCCCUCCUUCCUCCUCGCCUCCUUCAUCGUCCCUCCCCCCCGCCCUCUCCCUCUCCUUGUCUCCCACGUCCUCGGUGGCCCCGGGCCUCCUCCCCCUGUGCCUGGAGCUGGGAGCUCUGGGGGAGUCUGUGGGGGUGAGGGAGGAGGCGGAGGAGGAGGUGAAUGAUGAUGACGAGGGCAGUGCUCCUCCCUCUAAGCUGGCUCUGCUGCAGACGAGCCACGCCUCCUCCAGUCCGUCUCCACGGCAACAGGCUAGCAGCAGCUCUGCUUCCCUGCUCCUGGUCUGCCAGGACUCCCAGGCUCAGGCCCCGCCUCCUCCUGCCGCCGCCGCCGCCGUCACUGCGACAACCGCUCACCUGGCCACACCCUCGGUCCAGGUCAAGGAGGAGGGGAGGCGGGGCUUCGACUUGGAGGACACCUGCAUGGACACGCAGCCGGGGGCGGAGCCCGAGGGAGGAGGGGAGGAGCUGGACAUCUCUUUUGACAGCCAGUUUCCUGACCUCAUCUCUGACCUCAUCGGCGAGGAGGCCAAUCCCGCGUCGGCUCCACCCGCCGCCGUGACGAGUACGGCCGUGUUCCCGGCGGGGGUCCGCUACAUGGUGCCUCCCCAGCCCUCCCCCUCCUCGUCCUUCCUCCCCUUCCCUCACCCGCAGCCUUCAUCGUCCUCCUCCCGCCUGGCCUCCAUCACUGACUUCUCUCCAGAGUGGUCCUACCCUGAGGGGGGGGUGAAGGUGCUGAUAACGGGCCCGUGGAGUGAGCCGUCCGGCCGAUACUCGUGUGUCUUCGAUCAAAGCACCGUCCCAGCGUCACUGAUCCAGCCCGGGGUGCUUCGCUGCUACUGCCCCGCCCACGAGGCCGGUCUGGUCUCGCUGCAGGUUCUGGAGUCUGGAGGUUCUGUGUCGUCGUCGGUUCUGUUCGAGUACCGAGCGAGGAACGCCAGCUCUCUGCCCAGCUCCCAGCUGGACUGGCUCUCACUGGACGAUAAUCAGUUCAGGAUGUCCAUCCUGGAGAGGCUGGAGCAGAUGGAGCGCAGGAUGUCAGAGAUGGUUGCCCACGGCGACAACAACCACCACCACCAUCACCACCAUCGUCAUCAUCACCAGCUGGCCACGCCCCCUCCACCUCCCCUACCUGAGGACCACCAACAGUCGUCUCAGUGGUUUGAGAGGAGGAUUGUAGGAGUUUGUGAGCGAAUGAUGAAGGGAGGACCGUGGGGGGGAGGAGCAGGAGGAGGAGGAGGAGGAGGAGCAGGAGGAGGAGGAGCAGGAGAGAGGCUUCAUCACUCUCUCCGGCAUCGUGGGAUGACACUGCUCCACCUGGCUGCUGCUCAGGGAUAUACACACCUAAUACACACCCUGAUACACUGGAGGUGUGUGAACAGCGAGAGUUUGGAUCUGGAACAAGAAGUCGAUCCUCUCAAUGUCGACCACUUCUCCUGCACUCCACUGAUGUGGGCAUGUGCUCUGGGCCACCAGGGGGCAGCAGAGCUCCUCUACAGCUGGAACAGUCUGGCUCUAGGGAUCCCUGAUUCGCUGGGGCGCCUUCCUCUCGCCGUAGCCCGCUCCCGGGGCCACACCCGCCUCGCCACAGCCCUGGAGGACCGCCACAGGGACACGGCCACGCCCAUGCCGGUCACGCCCACACCAGCCACGCCUACACCGUCUCCUCUCUCCACCAGCCCAGACACAGGUCUGAGCUCCUCCAGCAGCCUCCCCUCCCCCAGCGACCCCUCCUCCCCCUCUCCUAGCUCCGCCUACUCCAGUGGCCCCGCACCCAUGGACACCUCCCCUUCGUCCUCCUCUUCCUCCCCCUCCUCCCUCCCUCCUGUGUCCAUGUGGGGGGAGGAGCCAAGCCCAGGUUUGAACCCCGGCGGAUCCAGAGACUCCGCCCUCUACCUCAUGGAGUACGAGAGCUCCUCCCCUGACCACGCCUACCUGUCCACGGGGGGCGGGGGGCGGCGUUCUCAUGUAGCGGCGCUGCUGAGCUACAGCGAGAACGCUGAGAACGAGGGCGAGGAAGCGUACCUGGAGGAGGAGGAGGAGGAGGUGCUGCAGGUUGACAUGGCAACUCUGGCGGAGCAAAUCAUCGAGGCCACACCUGAGAGGAUCAAACAGGAGGACUUCCCCCGGGGGGCGGAGUCACCACUUAGAGAGAGGCGGGACAACCCCACCAUACAGGACACCUGGUUGGCUACCUACCUGGAGACGGUCGACGCCCACACACACUCCCCGCCCAGGCGGGUGUGCCCCCCUCCCUCACCCCUCAGCGCGCUGGCUCUCCAGAGGCUCCGCCCCCCGUCCUCUGCGGCAUGGGCGGAGUUCCUGAACGCUUCAGCCAAUGGGAAGAUGGAGAGAGACUUUGCUCUCCUGACACUGACGGACGGCGAGCAGAGGGAGCUGUACGAGGCGGCCAGGAUCAUCCAGAACGCCUUCAGGAGAUACAAGGGCCGGAGGUUAAAGGAGCAGCAGGACAUGGCUGCAGCCGUCAUACAGAGAUGCUACCGCAAGUACAAACAGCUAACAUGGAUAGCUCUGAAGUACGCCCUCUACAAGAAGAUGACCCAGGCGGCCAUCUUGAUCCAGUCCAAGUUCAGGUCUUACUACGAGCAGAAGCGUUUCCAGCAGAGCCGGAGGGCGGCCGUCCUCAUCCAGCAGUACUACCGCAGCUACAAGGAGUACGAGAGGCUGAAGGGGGCUCCUCCCCGAGGCUCCACAAGCCACGCCCCCAAGAUCAAGGGCUCGUUCCUGACCAAGAAACAGGACCAGGCAGCGAGAAAGAUCAUGAGGUUCCUGCGGCGCUGCAGACACAGGAUCAAAGAGCUGAAACAGACGAGGGAGCUGGAGAGGAGAGGACUGACCACCUAACCCCCGUUCAUCCCUUCACCCCUUCAUCCCUUCACCCCUUCAUCCCUUCACCCCUUCACCCCUUCAUCCGUCUCCUGGAGGACCGAGGGACGAUGGAGAGGAUCAGGUUUACUCUGAUGGACAGAAACUGAAGGAGGAAAAGAAGUGACUGACGGAGAGAUGCCUUACCCCACGCCAACUCUUCAUCUAUCUCUAUCUAUCUAUCUAUCUAUCUAUCUAUCUCCUCUCUCUCUCUCUCUCUCCUGGUUGAAUGUAUCUGACGUUUCUUUGACCCUGAGCGUCGUCUCUCAGGAGCUUCAUGCAGUUGUUGGACUCAUGCUGGUGAAGUGCAUGCUGGGACAGAGAGUGGACUUAAAAUGUAAAUGAUGCUAAAUCUAUUUAAAGAGUCCCACGUAGAGAAACACACAUCCAGGGAAUAGGAAUAGAAGUCUAUUGUAAAGUGUCCAUUUACAGCAUAUAUCUGGAUGUUUUUAUUUAUUACAGCAUGAACUGUGUGUGUGUGCUGCACAGACUGAGGUCAAGUCUUAAGGACCCCCCCCCCCCUCAACCUCUGACCUCUGACCUCUGACCCGUCUCUCACAAUCAAAGACACUGCAGAGCCUCCUUCUGGACUACAAACCUGUCGCUCUACCCCACACAGUCCCAAACUACAAACAUGGUGAGAGGUCAGAGGUCAGCCCGGGUCCCUUCUUUCCAUAUCUGAAUCUCUCCGGCAGCGUUGCCGGGUUGUCACGGCGACACCGAGUCUACGAGCACGAGCUUGUUUGUUUUUCUGCGGUGACGCGUUGCAUGAGUUCAGAUUUAAAUGUUGCAAAUGAAACCAGUGACAAAUAAAUCAGCUGUUUGCUACA